Messenger RNA from Cuscuta campestris, 2008 nucleotides. Lineage: Eukaryota; Viridiplantae; Streptophyta; Magnoliopsida; Solanales; Convolvulaceae. The record is from the annotation of a GenBank genome assembly.
GUUGCGGCGGUGGAGCUGUUCUAAGGGACCACAAAGGCAACUUUCUUCAUGCCUUAGCUUUUCCCUUGCCUAGAACCUCACCGCUAUCCACAGAAGCCCUUGCGAUGAUGCAAGCCCUCCGUUAUUACUCCUUCCCAAACAUGGUCGUUGAAAUCGAGAGCAUGGAACUCCUGCACAUGUUACGUGAUGUCCCGAUGUCGAAUGCUCUUUUAUUCAUCAAGGAGAAGAUAGAAACUCUCAAUCUACGUCUCUCCCACACCCUGAGAGAAGCCAAUGGUGCGGCGGACCUCCUAGCUAAACAGGGAGCAAGGAUUUCUCAAUGUGUUUACUUUGAUUGCUUUUCUUCACUACCUAGAGCUAUCUCUACUGUAAUCUCUUUGGACAAACUUGUCCCCUUUAUUCGAGUGCAAUAAAAACCUCCCCUCUUUAUGUACACGUUUGGGGAGGAUAUGACCAAUGCCCCAAAAGUAAGACAAAUAGCAAAAUUACAGACCCAAAGAAGAAAGGGAAAAACAAAAAGAGCUUCGCAAGUCAUCAGUCUCCUUCUUCGUUGGCGUUUUGAUUCCCCUGAGCAUAUUCAGACAUAAUUUGAGUCCCUGUGUUGUGAGUGUCUCAUCUCUGAUCAUCCAAGCUUUUUUCCUGUACUUCCAGCACCAAGAAUUGAUCAUUGGCUUGAUGUCCAUUGUGAUUGAGAAGGGGUUUACCGUUUCAUUUCCAAAGGCCGUGGCUGCAUACUGUUUCCAAGUACACCAAGCAAUCACUCCUGGGAGUAUGUUUCUAAGAUUGCCCUUAAUUGUGUUAGCUUGAGAUCUCAGCUGCCAUUCCAUCAGAAGGGACAUUGAGAAGGCAUGUGAACUUGGAAUCUGAUUAAAUUUUCUGGGAAAGCAUUCAUAGGCCUCUUUUAAGGGAAUAGAAGUGGGAUCAUCUUCCAAGUCAGGUGCAAUGUCCCCUAAAAGCUCCUCAGCAAUCCCAUGUAUUCUACAAAUUCUUUUUCUAACGGGUGAGUCAAUAACUUUUUCCUGACAUUUUUUUUGUGCUGUAUUUGUGCCUCAUGAAUCUUGCCCACAAACUGUCACUGAAUCUGAAGUUCCACCAUAACUUGAUUGAGUAUGCUUGUUGAAGAUCCUUAAGAUCUUUAAUUCCAAGUCCUCCUUCUGUUGUAGGGGUGCAUAAAUCCUUCCAAUUUUUCUAGUGAUAUCUUGGCUUGUUGUUAUCAACUCCCCAUAGGUAAUUGCUCAUCAUGGAGUGUAGAGUGUUGAUAACAGACUUAGGAAGAAUGUGCACAGCAAUCAGAUUUAAUUAAGCAGACUCUUCAGCCUUGCAUCCACCCAUCUUUUUAUCCUCGCUGCCCUCCAUGAUUGUUUCCAUAUUCAUCAUCCAUGUUACUUACGUGUAGCAAGUAAAGUAAAUUAGGCACUUAGUUUGACAUUGAGUGAGAAGUAUCUAACACUCGACUAUACAUUUAAGUGAACUCACUAGUUACGAUCAUCAUAUGAUAUCAUGCACAUAAUAUCAAGCAAUAGUAAUAUAUCACACCAACGGUUAUAAAGUACUGAAUAUUAAGAUAACCAAUUCCUACUUUGUCUCUUCAUAACCUAAUUUAGGCCAGAGUUAUUUUAUUAACAACAUAGACAUAGAUACAAUUCAGAAUCACAACUUUCCCCUUUGGUAGAGAAGAGCAUAAAGACUGGACAAAAAAUAUUGACUAGGACCGAAUAGGAUUUGUUAAUUUAUUUGGGGUUGGCCCAAACACAUUAAUAAUGAUUGACACCCAACCCCACAGCCCAUUUACUCAAGCUCGUCCUAUAAUCCUUAACCUAAUUAAGCUUGCCUUGAUUAUCACCCCAAUCUCUACUAUAUAUGGGGAUGGGGUAUGCUUGUGUUCAACCGUGCAAAAAGAAGAGAGGCCUUUGUGAGUUCUCCUCUAUGUGAGUUAUCUUCCUCUGUGAGUUCAUCUUGUUCUUAUCUGUUUCUUUGUGAGUGGAGUGUGGCGAGGUUGGGUUGGGGU